This is a messenger RNA of Cannabis sativa, 1245 nucleotides long. RefSeq names its product protein Iojap, chloroplastic. The transcript has 5 exons. Gene Ontology annotation, molecular function: ribosomal large subunit binding. Gene Ontology annotation, biological process: negative regulation of ribosome biogenesis; negative regulation of translation. Lineage: Eukaryota; Viridiplantae; Streptophyta; Magnoliopsida; Rosales; Cannabaceae. Bases 101 to 823 code for a protein of 240 amino acids. The record is from RefSeq and is a predicted model, not a curated record.
ACUCUCUAUCCUGGUUUUGAAUCUUCUCUUCUCUUCUCUUCUCUAAUCUUAAAAUAAAAAUAUCCAAACUCUUGUCCUCUGCCGUAGACACACUCCAACAAUGGCAGUGUCACUAACCUUCUCUCUCGCCGGCACCGGCGCUGGAAGCCGACUGAACGGAGAAUUCUGGCAAGUGGGUUUCGUUGAACCGAAGCUUACUCACACUCACAACAAACUUUCUUCUACUUCCCGUUUCUCUCUUUGCAAUUACUUUUGGCAACCCAACAAUUUGAUUUUUAAUUCCACCAGAUUUUCUACUUCGAUUUCGGCUACUGGGAAAGAGUCUGAAGAUAGCUUUAUUCAGAAUGCAAGUGAAGAUACAGAUGAAAUGUUUGAUAAAUUGUUUGAUAGAUAUGGGAAAGUUGUAUUUAGAAGAACUGACAAAAAGGCUCCUAGUGCAGAAGUUGAUGAUGAUGCUGAAAGCUUAUCCUUUGCCGUGGCUAUGGCCAAGGUUGCAAGUGAGGUAAAAGCUGGAGAUAUAAAGGUCCUUUUUGUGAAGCCUUUAGUGUAUUGGACUCGAUUUUUUAUCAUCACCACAGCAUUUUCUCGUCCUCAAAUUAAUGCCAUUGCGUCCAAGAUAAGAGAUUUGGCUGAGAAGAAGUAUGGGAGAGUGCCAACAGGUGACACAAAACCCAAUUCAUGGACCCUUUUGGAUUAUGGUGAUGUAGUCAUCCAUAUAUUUCUUCCUCCACAAAGAGAUUUUUACAACUUAGAAGAGUUCUACGCCAAUGCUACUCCUAUCGAGUUGCCUUUUGAAAAUGAACGACCGCCAUUCCAAGGCUGAGAAACUCUUGAUUCACUUGACGGUUGGAAGAAACAGACAACGAUGACAAUAUAUAAGACCGUUUUGAUAUACGGAUCUCAUCGUUUACAAGCAUUGGUUUUGUUGUUGUACCCUUUCAUCUUAACUUGUGCAGAGGCAGAGUGCUAUGCUUACAAUCUACUAUGAUCAAUCAGUAAUGAGGCAAUAGGGUUUUCCACUUAUUAAGUGGUCAAGCUGCGAUGAAGAACAACUCUUUUGUUAACUUCUGUAUUAAUAUUCCACCAUUCUCUUAGGAUGUGUAAAUUUUAACAAUAAAAUUGCACUUUUAUCAAAUAUAUUGGUCAGUAUAUUUUCUUUAGAAAUGUCCUCAAGAAAAACUUAGUUUUAAGGCAUCAAGGUAUGUAAUUGUGAAGUGGUAAUUAUAUUUGAGUUCUAUUUGAAAA